Messenger RNA from Prorocentrum cordatum, 1386 nucleotides. Lineage: Eukaryota; Dinophyceae; Prorocentrales; Prorocentraceae. The record is from the annotation of a GenBank genome assembly.
AUGAAGAAGAACCUGGCGAGCGACGUCGGGAGGCGCUGGGCCGGCGAGCUCGACGCCCACAGGUCGCGGCAGAUGGAGCGCAUCGAGGCGCAGGAGAUGAGGGCCCAGCGAGUCCAGGAGCGCGACGGGGAGCUCACGGCCCGGCGCCGGGACCGCGAGACCAUCCGCAACAACAAGUGGCAGGCGGCCAUCAACUUGGCUGCUGAGCUGGAGUCGACACGUAGGCAGAACCUCCAGGCGCAUUUCGCGGUCCUCAACGAGCGCUGCCAGCAGUCCCUGGCGCAGAGGGAUCAGGCGCGCGACGCCAAGUGCCAGCAGCUCCGGGAGCACUUCCAGAAGGUGAACGACACAGCCGAGUGGAAGCGAAAGAAUGAAAGCCUGAAAGCUUGGGAGAAGGCGGAGUGGCUGCAGCAGAUGAUGAAGAGAAGCGACGAGCACCAGGAGGCGCUGCUGCACACUGACGGAGAAACAGAGUGGAGCCUGGCCAUCCUCGCCGCCUGGAAUGUCUCUGCCCGCGGUGGUUUGAUGACCCUCGGCGGAGACGGACUGCGCCAGGGCCCCCACCAGGAUUGCACCAUGACCCGGCCAGCCUGGCGCGUGGCAUCGUCCAUGAGCAAGCCCCACGUGGACGGCCCUUGGCCUGGCGGCAGCAGCGGCGCGCACGACGAGCAGGCGCGCGAGCAGCCGAUGCACAGGGUCUGGGGGCGGCUGGAGGGGCUGAGCGCCAGCGAGGGCAGCGGCUCCAGCUCCGGGCCACCUGAGCAGGCAGCGAGGGCGGCGGAGGUGCUUGAGGGCGUGCAGUUCUGCGACGACAGCAGCCGCAGCGACAGCUGCGAGCGGGGCGGCGUGGCGAGCGGAGGCGGCCGGCCGCAGGGCGCCCAGCGGGAGGGAUCCAGCCCCGCGGCGGGGGCCCAGCCGGCCUGGGGAGCAUCGGCGGCCGCGCCGUCGCAGGAGGGCGAGAGCUCCAGCAGCUGGGCUCCAGCGGGCAGGCCUGGCGGGGCUGCGGCCGGGGCAGCGGCGCCGGUGUGCCCGAGGGAGCUGCACGACAGCGGCCAGUGCAAGCCCUGCCGCUACUUUGUGAAGAGGCGUAGCUGCCCCGAGAAGGAUGCGUGCCAGUUCUGCCACCUGGAGCACGACACGGUUCGCCGGUUGAGGCCGUGCAGCUCGAAGCGCGACAAGUGCAAAAGCAUGGCCGACCGCUUGGCGUCCAUGGAUGAUGGCGUCAUGGACCGCAUGGACGAAAUCUCAGAGCGUUCUUCGCUGCAGGGUAGCUACAUGCGCAGCAUUAUGGCCUCUCGAUUGACUUCGCGGGGAGGCGAGCCCCCCGAGCAAGACGACUCGCGAUAUGAGUCAGCAGAAAGGUUUGCAAAGUCGUCUGCUGCGUGA